GUUGAUUCCGCGUUGGGUCAUAACUCUUCAACUAAACCUUAAUAAGUUUUUAUACACAGACGAAGGUCGAAGGGCUGAUAAAAAGACAGAAAACUCGCACGAUUUCGAUAUUAUUCGUUCUUUCAUAUCCAUCAACCCAUUUCAGUUAAAUUUGUCGUGUGUUUCACCGAGUGGUUUUACCUAGCUUCUUCUCGAAUCAAACCAACAAUAUAUCUAUGCCGAUAUGGCUACGACAAUAUGAUGUUAUUUUGCAGCGACAACCCAGGCAAAAUUAUCCAUAUAUUUUUCUAGGCAUGGCUUCGGAAGACAAAACGACAGUUGGCGUUGCUUUCUCAGGUGGAGGUAUCAGGUCUGCUGCCCUUUGUUCCGGAGUCUUACGUCGUUUACUUGAAAAAUCUGUCAAUAUUGAUUAUCUGAGUUGUGUUUCUGGCGGAGGGUUUUGUGGCGCCUCUUAUUUGGAUUGGAAAUUUCGUCAUGACGGCAUUGAUGACCCCAAAUGGCAUGAACAAUUCUUUAAAAAUAUGAGAAAACGUUGUGGAAUAGUAUGUGACUGGACAAAUCCAUUCCGAGGAAUUUUGGAUACAGUGGUUUUAAUAUCGCUCUUGUUUUUCGUAGUCGCUGUAGUUCCAGUAUUGAAUGUUGCUGCUCCAUGUUUACCCAUUGCGUUUGUGGUUGAUUUUUUAGUCGGUGAGAUCCUUAGGCAAGGUUUUAUCUGUCCCGAUUCAGAAACGAAAUUGUUUAACUCUUCUAAAACAUUCGAGAGGAAUCCAGGUUUAAAUGAAACUGUAAUAAAAAUUUCCAACAUGUCAGGUAGUAACGAAUGUGUCCCGUUCGUAAACGAGGGGAUGUACUUCACUUAUAUUUUGUUCACCGUUCUUCUACUUGCAACAGCUUUCUUCUAUAUCUUCACGACCAUGCUUGAUCCCAAUGGAUUUUUGUACAGUAAAGUGAAGUUUAUAUUCUUUGCUUUUUUAAUCUCGUUUGCAUUUACUUUCACACCAUGGUUGAUAGAAGAGUAUAUUUCUGUGAUACCACGAUCGGUUAGUAUUGGUUUACUGGUGUUUGCCAUUCUUCUCUGGGUAUGUAUACCAUAUAUGAGAGACAAAAUAUUCUGGGCAAUACUAAUUUACGUCUACAGUUACGUCAUCAAAUGGAGAGUGUAUAAGACUAAUAUAGUUGGAAUUGAAUAUCACGAACAUUCAUUUAAUGUCAUGCUGUGGCUAAGUGCUAUUUUGUUGUGGAUCACACCUUAUGUAUACGCCAUACAGCGUGUUUCAGUGCAGACGUUUUCCAGGUGGAAAUUUCAGCGAGCUUUCUUCGAGUCAAACAACAUUGGGGCAUUUGGAUGUGCUGGCAUCUCGUUAACCGAUUGUUUCCCAAGUUUCGACUGCUGUACUAGUUCUUCACAUCAUUUGCAAAACAGAGCUUUGUACAUGGGCGACUUAAAAGAAGUGAAUCCAGCAUAUAUCUGUAAUUUGCUGGUUGGCAACUGGGUGAAAGAUCCUCUCAAAGAAGAGCAUGAAAGUUAUUCCCUGCUGUCAGUAACACCAAACACCAUUGAGAGAAUCGAUUCUAAACCUGGUGAAGAUCUAUUCUAUGGCAGACUCCAUCCAGAGGAUCUUAAAGUUUCUGACAUGAUGGCAUCAUCUGCAGCUGUAUUGUCGGGAAACAUGGGACUGUAUCAAAUAAACAUGGACACUAUUCGUGAUAUUCAGAUGAUUCUUGGAAUUAACAUGGGAAGAUCAUUGGUUGCCCAAUCAGUGAAAAGAGGGAAUACGUCUCUAAGUGUAACAUAUUUUUUGUCCCAUUACAUUUUACCACUUGUAAUCCAAAGUGUUAUUGUAGCCCCAGUUAUUCUUCUACCAAUCAUCGAGAAGAUGGGUUAUGAUGAAAUGUACGAACACAUUCUGGUAGCUUUGAUUUUGUUUACAGUUUCGUGUCUAUUUUUAAUCGCACUGGCCCCAACUGGAGGGGAAAAUUCUGGCGUAGUUGAAAAAAUCAUCAGAUGGUGCAUACUAAAUAUUCAACAAAUUCGUCUGAUUCGAGAAAUUAGCGGAGUUGUGAACUAUGGACCUGUCCCUCCCACAAUCCUUAGUCUUAGUGACGGGGGACAUGUGGAGAACUUGGGAAUAUUACCGCUGCUCAAGAGAAGAUGCAAAAGAAUACUAGUGGUCAAUGGGGGAUAUUCCUCCUCAGAUACAGCCAUUGCAAAUGAUUUAAUAAUUGCUUUGAAUCUCGCACGAAAAUGGCUACGUUGUUCUUUCUCUGGCAAGAAUGGUCGAGACGUCAUUGAAGAUAUAAAAGACCACUACGUCUUAAAGGCCCCAGGCAUACAACCUCGCACCUACAGUUUUAAAGUUGAAUACUUUACAAGGCCGUAUGGUUAUGUAGAUGACGUUAAAAUAGGAGAAGGUGAAAUUCAAAUUCUAUCACCACGUCAUCCUUUUAAAGGAACUCCCAAUCAGUACAUAUCCUCAUGGGAAGAAUACAAUAAUGAUACUAAUCAACAUCUAGACCCCGAGAUGUGGGGAUCUGGACCCGACCUAAGUGCAGAUGAAACUGACAGAUUGACAUUUGGUUGCUGUGAAUGCUGUCAUGAUUUGUCAUGUCGAAGAUGUUCCGCUGUGUGCUUUGGUACAUUUCCAUUUCAUUUUACAAGCCAUCAAUUUUUCACACCUGAAAUGUUCAGUGUAUAUCAUAGAGAAGGGUACAAGGCAAGUCUUGAUGGCACCGUUGAAUGUUUCCUGGAUCCAAACAUAAGAUGGCCAAGAGACAAUACGAUACUAAUACAAAGACUUAAUGAAUUUGAAUGUAAGGAUAGUAGCUUUUCUACGAGUGAUAUAGAUUAACUGGGACUAACAAAUUUAGCAACCUUUUAUUCAGGUUCUAGCUGUAAAGGCUAAAUCGAACUUUUGGUUUAAUUGCUGCCGAAAGAGAACAGUUGUGCAUUGGGAAUUUAACCCAGUAACCGUGUGUACAGUCAGAUUCCAUUAAGUUUGUUUUAGAAUUUUCUGCAUGCGUUUAAGAGCGUCUAUGCCGCAAGGUGAAAAUGCAUGUCAAGACUUUUGACCUGAUUUCAUGUACGGAUAAUAUUGUAUAGAUAAAGAAGAUAAAGGCUAUGCAUGACCUUAGCUUUCAAUAAAGAAAAUUUCGUUCGCGAAAACGUUUUUUGAAUGGAAAACCAGCCAUGAAACGCAGUUUCAGAAAACGGACACUGUUCGGAUUACUAUAGGAAACCAGAGAACCUGGAGAGAAACCCUCACCGGAAACCAGAGUCAAACAAAGUACACAAGGUUAACACAAUCUUAUGUAUUACAGAGCGUGUCUUAUGUGUUACAAGAGUGGGUAAUUUCUGCUAUGGAACUCGUCGAAAAACUACAAUUCUAACAAAUCACAGGCAGUGUUCCUGGGAGUUUUGUAUUGCUAGACUGUACAACUAGUUCAAAACUUCAAGGAUUACUUGAAAUGUUUUAAAGCAUCGGCGUGAAUAUAGCCAAUAAAACCAGCUGACCUUAGAGAAGCACC
Molecule: messenger RNA, 3525 nt
Organism: Dendronephthya gigantea
Lineage: Eukaryota; Metazoa; Cnidaria; Anthozoa; Malacalcyonacea; Nephtheidae
Exons: 5
Coding region: 216-2849 (877 amino acids)
Biological process (GO): glycerophospholipid catabolic process
Cellular component (GO): cytosol
Molecular function (GO): calcium-dependent phospholipid binding; calcium ion binding
Source: RefSeq, a predicted model, not a curated record